CGCGGCCUGGGCUUCAUCGGGCGCUCGUCGUCGUCGUCGUUGCCGUUGCCGUCCCUCCAUCUCGCCUCGCCCCGCUCCAAGCGCCGCCAUGUCCGCCUCGGGUGCGCUCUUCCCCAACCUGGUGGCCGGCAGCCGCGGCUCCUCCAGCAAGUACCUGGUGGAGUUCCGCGCCGGUAAGAUGUCGCUGAAGGGCUCGACAGUGACUCCGGACAAGCGCAAGGGCCAGGUGUACAUCCAGCAGACGGACGACUCGCUCAUACACUUCUGCUGGAAGGACCGCACCGCCGGCACCGUGGAGGAUGAUCUAAUAAUUUUUCCAGAUGACUGUGAGUUUAAGCGAGUGGCACAAUGUACUACUGGUCGAGUGUACGUGCUGAAAUUCAAGGCAGGAUCCAAACGCCUUUUCUUUUGGAUGCAGGAGCCCAAACCCGAUAAAGAUGAAGAGUUCUGUCGUAAAGUGAAUGAAUAUCUGAACAACCCACCAAUGCCUGGUGCUUUGGGUAGUGGUGGCAGCAGCGGGGGGCAUGAGCUAGCCGCACUUGGAGGAGAAAGUGGUCUGCAAAGUCUUUUGGGUAACAUGAGUCAUAACCAGCUGAUGCAGCUGAUGGGAGCAACUGGUUUAGGUGGACUUGGCAGCCUUGGUGCUCUGGCAGGUCCGGCUGGUCUUGCUGGCCUACUUGGCAGUGGAGGUCCCUCAGCUACUAGUAGUUCUUCAGGGUCACGAAGCCAGUCUGCAGCCAUUGCUCCGUCCUCCACGACCUCCGCAGUCCGUAUGACGUCAGUGCCUUCUGUCGCUGCGGCACUGGCACCAGUACCAUCCCCGAGUGUGGCAUCGCCGGGCGUGCCAGCAGCGGCGGCAGCAGCCGCGGCGCUGACUACACCAGCAGCACCAAACACAGGUUCUACAGGUGGUUCUGGCUCUGCAUCUGGUUCUGCGCCUGUCGCAGCAUCGGGGUCUGUGACAAGCCCAACUCAGCCCAUUCAGCUGCGUGACCUGCAGAGUAUUUUGGCUAGCAUGACUGUUCCUGCUGCAGCAGAAGGGACAGGACAACAGGUGGAUUUAUCUAGUGUAUUGACACCGGAGGUUAUGGCACCUAUCCUGGCAAAUGCAGAGGUUCAAGAACGAUUGUUACCAUACCUUCCAACAGGGGAAUCACUGCCACAGCCUGCAGAAGAAAUUCAGAAUACAAUAACGUCUCCUCAGUUUCAACAGGCAAUGAGCAUGUUCAGUGCAGCCUUGGCCUCGGGACAGUUGGGUCCUUUGAUGAGUCAGUUUGGUUUGCCGGCAGAGGCUGUGGAAGCAGCUGGAAAGGGUGAUGUUGAAGGAUUUGCAAAAGCCAUGCAGCACAGUUCUACAAAGAAACAGUCUGAUGAAAAAGAGGGAGAUAAUGAUUCAAAAGACAAAAAAGAUGAAGAGGAGGAUAUGAGCCUAGACUGAAAACCCUUCAGUUGUUUUGUUUUUUCUUUAAACCCUUCAUAAAAAUGUUAAAGUAUUAUUUGGUGUGCUUAGUUCAAUGAAUAGUAGUGAAUUGUAGUAGUCUUCUAUUAAUCCUGAAACACAAUAUUAAAGGUUCUUUAAAGGACAAGUGAA
Messenger RNA from Leucoraja erinaceus (little skate), 1591 nucleotides. It is a transcript of the gene adrm1, whose product is annotated as ADRM1 26S proteasome ubiquitin receptor. The coding region runs from base 89 to 1438 and encodes 449 amino acids. Gene Ontology annotation, cellular component: cytoplasm; nucleus; proteasome regulatory particle, lid subcomplex. The transcript has 9 exons. Gene Ontology annotation, biological process: ubiquitin-dependent protein catabolic process. NCBI's taxonomy places the organism in Eukaryota, Metazoa, Chordata, Chondrichthyes, Rajiformes, Rajidae. The record is from RefSeq and is a predicted model, not a curated record. Gene Ontology annotation, molecular function: endopeptidase activator activity; proteasome binding; ubiquitin binding.